Messenger RNA from Bemisia tabaci, 2832 nucleotides. It is a transcript of the gene Ssrp, whose product is annotated as structure specific recognition protein. Gene Ontology annotation, molecular function: histone binding; DNA binding; nucleosome binding. NCBI's taxonomy places the organism in Eukaryota, Metazoa, Arthropoda, Insecta, Hemiptera, Aleyrodidae. Gene Ontology annotation, biological process: regulation of chromatin organization. Gene Ontology annotation, cellular component: FACT complex; nucleus. The record is from RefSeq and is a predicted model, not a curated record.
CCGCCGUGUUGUUUUUGUAUUGUGCAGUUGUGCACUUUUGAUUAAACGCUUUUAAUCAUGGAAUACUAUUAAAUUUCAUGGUAGAAAACGCAGUGCAGUGGAUUUUCCGUUUCUUGAAUAUUCCUUUAGGUUUCUCAAAUAUAGGUUAAAAUUUACAUCGCCGUAUUAGAGGCUCGAUCGUUCUUUUCUUGAGGAGCCACAAAGGAGCAAUCACAUGGUGAUUCAUAGAGUGAUUCACACAUCCUAGCAGCAAAUUUACUGAUUCCUUCAAAUACUUCCAGAGUAUAUUUCAAAAAUGGCAUCGAAGGAUGCAGGUUCUGAUACUGACCGCAAAAAGGAUAAGGACUGGAGCAUAAAAGGAUGGAACUGGGGUGCUUGUAAAUUCAAUGGUCCUAUUCUGACAUUUGAAGUCGACAAGAAACCAUCCUUUGAGAUUCCUCUUGACAAAGUAUCCCAAUGUAUGACUGGAAAAAAUGAAGUCACGAUUGAAUUUCAUCAGAAUGAAGAAGCACCUGUUAGUCUGAUGGAAAUGAGAUUCCACAUUCCUCCUGCAGAGUUGGCUGGUGCAGCUGACCCCGUUGAAGAGUUCCAUGACCAAGUCAUGCAAAAAGCCUCCGUCAUCAGUGUGUCUGGCGAUGCCAUCGCUAUUUUCAGAGAAAUUCCUUGUGUCACGCCACGUGGUCGCUAUGAUAUUAAAAUGUUCCAAACCUUCUUUCAACUCCACGGUAAAACCUUUGAUUAUAAAAUUCCAAUGACAACAGUACAAAGACUGUUCUUAUUACCUCAUAAAGAUGGUCGACAAAAGUUUUUUGUGGUCAGCUUGGAUCCUCCAAUUAAACAAGGUCAAACCCGCUAUCCUUUCAUUGUAUUUACUUUCAACUCUGAUGAUGAAGAAAUCUCUAUAGAGCUCCCUCUCUCAGAAGAAGAACUGAAAGAAAAGUAUGAUGGGAAACUCUCUAAAGAGUUGAGUGGUCAAACUUACGAUGUUCUGGGCUCAAUAAUGAAAGUCAUGACCAAUACGAAGAUCACUGUUCCGGGCAAUUUUAUUGGCGCCUCAGGCACCCCAGCAGUUGGCUGUUCGUACAAAGCUGCGGCAGGGUAUCUGUAUCCAUUGGAGCGCGGUUUCAUGUUCGUCCACAAACCGCCUAUGCAUAUUCGCUUUGAAGAAAUAAGCAGUGUUAAUUUCGCCCGUGGGGCUGGGAGCAUGACCAGGUCUUUUGAUUUUGAAGUAUCUCUCAAAUCUGGUUGGGUUCACACAUUUAGUAGCAUUGAUAAGGGAGAAUAUGGAAAGCUGUUCGACUAUGUAUCCACCAAAAAAUUAGUCGUGAAAGACUCUAGCAAAGGAGCAAAAGUUUCAUACAAAGAAAGUAUGGAUGAUAGCGGAGAUGAAGGUGAGCCAGAUGCAUACUUGGCGCGUGUCAAACGUGAAGCCAAAGAACGCGAUGAUGAUGGUGAUGACGACGAUGAAAGUGAUGAUGAAGAUUUCAAUCCUGGUGAAGAAGGAAGUGAUGUUGCGGAAGAGUAUGACAGUAACCCGAGCACAACCUCUGAUUCUGGUGAUGACUCGGAAACCAAAGAGAAAAAGAAGAAGAAGAAAGAAAAAAAGAAAAAAGAACAGUCAGAAGAUGAUGAAGUCACACCUGACGACGAUGAAGAUGAUGAUGACGACGACAAAAAAUCAAAGAAGAAGAAAGACACAAAGAAAAGGAAGCCUGCCAAGGAAAAGGAGCCGAAAGAAAAGAAAGGGAAAAAACCAGCUGGUAAAAAAGCCUCUACAGAAUCUCCGACUAAGUACAAGAGUAAAGAAAUCAUCGAAGAUGAAGACUCAACGGACAGUGAUUGAAAUAUACUUUUUAUCAACUUUGACUUCCCAAUAUUUCAGGUUUAAAAUGAAAGACAGUGUUUUUAUUUUUAUAUUAUGAUAACUCUGUAAUUAAAGGCUACAGAAUCAUUAGUCAUCUUUUCUGAAAUUCAAGUUAUCUGCGUUUGCGGCAUGUUCAGUGAGAGUUUUGCAAGUGUCUAAAAAUCUAUAGUUAUAUCUCAUGCCAAGUGUGAGGCACAUUUGCCUGUUUUCUAUGGCUAUUGUAAGUUAUAAUAAAAAAAAAACAGCGGAAUUUGUGCAUUGGCAUUAAGUAAGUUGAUAGUGGAAGUAGACUAUCAAGCACAUAAUCAUUCUCUGUUCCUUUCGUUGGCCCAUACUUCAGCCAGAAUGUGAAGACACCAAACUGUGAUCAAAUGUUUUUUCCACCCCUCUCCCAGUAAACUGAAUGGUCUAUUUUGAAAAUAAUUUAUAUCUCCCAACAUGUCAUGUUCCUCAUAGCUCCAAAUGGAACUAGGUAUUACACAACUGGAGAUAAUGUAGAUAUAAAAUACAGAAAUGUUCGUUUUUCCUAAUGCAGCAUUUUGUCUUUAAAUCAGUUUUGAAGUCUACCGCUAUCUCCUCCUAUUUCAUCGAUCAAUGAGUAACCUUUAACCAAAAUUUUUUUAAAAAAACGUUGAUCUAUAAAUUGUAGCUACGAGAGGUCUUGUCUAGAAAGAACAUGAAAAAAAAAAUACCUGUGAAAUUAUUUUUUUGUACUGGUAGUUGUGCUAACGUUCAACUUCACUGUCAUGUAUUGUUUUUUGCUUGUUAUCAUGCCUUAUUGAAUUAUGCUUCCAUGCAUGCUAUCCAAGUACGGGUCGUUUAUUAGCAUGUGUAACAGCAUUUCAUUUAUUCGUGAAAGCAGAUUUAAACUUUAAUUCAUAAGUUAGUCUUGGAAACGAACACUGAAUGUCUUGAAACCUCAGUAUAAAUUUCGUUGUGUUUUUAAUAAAUGUUUUAUCACCUGAUUA